AUGUCCCAGAGUUCGACUUGGAGAUUGAGAAUGACAAAUCAGUUUGACUUGGAGAAUGCACGGACGUCACUGGACGAGCAAGGGUUGAAGAUUGCGGAGAAUCAGGAGGCGAGCUCCAAGAAUCGGAGGAAACUCGCAGAGUCCACACGAGACUUCAAGAAGGCAGGUAAAGAGGAGCAGAGCAAGUUGUUCGGCGCCCUUCUCAAGGCGUAUCAGGAGGAGGUGGACAACCUCACAAAGCGCGCCAAGUUUGCAGAAGCAUCUUUCCUGGGCGUCUACCAGAAGCUCUAUGAGGCCCCGGAUCCUGUGCCGUCCCUGGCGUCUGCUGCUGAGGUGGCAGCGAAUGCUGCUGAGCUGGCGGCGGAGAAUCGGCGCAUGCAUGCUGAGCUGGAGGAGUUCCGAUCUGAGUCAGCACACCUCAAGAACCAGCAGGCGACGGUUCGACGGCUGGAGGAGAGAAACCGACAGCUGGAGCAGCAGAUGGAGGAGAAGAUGGAGGAGAAGGUGAAGGAGAUGGUGGCGAUGAAGCAGCAUGUGCUUCUGACUCAUCCCGAGCUGUGCCUCUCCGUGCUUGUGUAUGCCCUAUUGUCUAUGGAGGAGAAGGUGAAGGAGAUGGUGGCGAUGAAGCAGCAUGUGCUUCUGACUCAUCCCGAGCUGUGCCUCUCCGUGCUUGUGUAUGCCCUAUUGUCUGGAGGACGCAACGCACUGCUGGAGCAGCUGCGGGCGGCGAGGGAGACAGUGAACACUCAUGAUGAUGUGCGACUCCUCAAUCAAAGAUACACUCUCCCUCUCUCCCUCUCUCCCUCCCUCCCUCCCUCCCUCCCUCCCUCCCUCCCUCCCUCCCUCCCUCCCUCCCUCCCUCCCUCCCUCCCUCCCUCCCUCCCUCCCUCCCUCCCUCCCUGCCUCCCUCCCUCCCCUCUGUCCUCCCUCCGUCAACAGGGAGGAUGCACUGCAGGAGCAGCUGAGGGCGGCGAGGGAGACAGUGAGCAACAUGCAGCGGCUGCACGAGAUGAGCCAGUCGCAGCUGUUCGAGCUCAAGGCGCAGUCAGAGCAGGAGUGGGCAUCAAAGCAGGGCGAGAGGAGGAUCGCGCGUCGAAGCAGGGCGAGGUGAAUUUGCUGACCGACGAGGUGGAGCGAGCUCAGGCGCGGCUUCUGGCUCUGGAGAGAGAGAAGGAAGCUCUAAAGGCGCAGCUGCAGACUGCACAACCUAGUGAAGCAGCAGAUGGCGAGAGCACGGACAGCAGUGGAGCGGUGGGGUGGGAGGCGGCAGUGAGGGCAAAGGAGGCGGUGAUAGCAUCGCUGCAUCAGGAGCUGCACGCCCUGGAGGCAGCAGGGGCGGCUGAGAGGGAGGAGCAGCGGGCGGAGGUGAAACGACUCAAGGCGCUGCUGCAGGACCAGGAGUCGUCCAUUGGAGCGCUGAGAGCGGAGCUGGCAACGAGGCCCACACAGAGGCAGUGGGAGGACCUGCGCAAGCAAGUGAAGAUCCUGCAGGCUGUGGGGUACAAUGCAGUGGAAGUGGACGACUGGGAUGAACCAGGCAUGGCAUCCAACGGUCCAGGAUCGUCCUCCGAUCUCUCUGCUGCUGCAGAUGGGGACAGUGGGAAAAGGGGAGGGGAAGGGGGAGUGAUGCGCAGCAGCAGUGGGGCUGACAUUGGGAAACUGGAGGCGUUGCUUCUGGAGAAGAACAAACGGAUGGAGCACGAGUUGACUCAAGUCAAGAUGCGUCUAAGUGAGAGGGAGGAGGAGUGCGAUGAAACGAAAGCUAAGCUGGUAGCACUGGAAGGGACAGUGGCGGAGCAGAGGGCGCUCAUAGGCAAACUGGAGGACGACAUUCUCAAGGGCUAUGGCGCACGGGACAAGCACCGGGCGGCGUCCGUUGGCAGCAUUGUCUCGAUGCCCGGAGCAGCGGGCGGCAGCGGUGGUGGUGGUGUGGAUGGUGGUGUUACAGGUGGCAGCAGCAGAUUGGUGGAUGAUGAUUCGGUGCUGAUGGUGGUAUGCGGGCAGCGGGACAGGUUCCGACAGCGAAUGGGAGAGCUGGAAGAGGAACUGCGGGCAGAAAGGGAGAGGAGCAGCAAGUUAGCGACAGAGGUGGAGCGGUUGAAAGCAGACAACGUGAAGCUGUAUGAGCGCAUGCGCUACGUGCAGGACUACACAAGCGCUGGUGGGGGAGGGGACAGACCCAACACUAGUCGAUCCAGAAAGAGUGACCUCGAGGCGGGUCCAGCAGCGGACGUGGAGGGCAAGUACAAGAAGAUCUACGAGGAGACAAUCAACCCGUUCGCUGCUUUCUCCACCAAGGAGAGGGAGCAGCGGGUAAGGGACCUGGGUCUGCGAGACAGAAUCACCCUCACCAGCGGCAAAUUCCUCCUCUCCAACAAGUAUGCGCGCACGUUUGUCUUCUUCUACUCCAUCGGCCUGCAUAUCCUCGUGGCUCUCAGCAUGUACCGCCUCUCCAGCCUCAGCCAUGCCAGGAGCAAGGGGGUGGUGUAUGUGCGUUUCAAGGCACAGAGUGAGGCAGUCUCGGCUAAGAAACAACUCCAUGGCAUCCGCAUGGGAAGCAACAACCUAUCAGCUCACUACUUCCCCCCUCAUUCAGCUGACUGCACUGAACCGCACUCCACACCUGUCAUUCCUUCUUCUGCUGCUGCUCCUUCUACUGCUCACAAGCAUGGAGCACACAGGGAGGCAUCACCACCACCACCGCCGCCGUUACAGCAAAGGCCUUUCACUGACCCCUCUCUCCGCCGCCUGCUGCAUGCCCUCAUGGCUUUCAGCGAGCAAGAACAGCUGGUUUCACAAAGGCGUGAAGGAGAGGGAGCAACAGCAGCAGCAGCAGGGCAGGAACAACUUAUUGUGAGAGAAAAUACUAUUGACCAAGAGAAGGGGAUGACAGGUGCAGAGGAAGCAGUGGGCCAACAGCUGGGAUUGGGAAGCAGAGGGAAGGAGAGGGUUGAAGAGAGAAGGGACGAAGCAGCAUUGCCUAUAAGGGAGGUGCACGCAGAAAGGGGAAGCCAUUCAGCAGCAGGAGGGGGGGAGGGAGAAAGCUGUUUGGAGGAAGGGAGCUAUUAUCCCUUUCCUCCCCCACACUUUAGGUACGCGUACCCUCCUCCGUCUGCUCCCACCAUCAUCAACAUUGCUCUUGCACUCAUCGCCACACCCCGCCUAUACACGCAGGUAGGCUGGGCUGGCCCGACCGUCAUGACUCGCAGUGCCGCCGCGUCCUCCUCCCAACCCACCACGAGCCCCUUCGAGGCGCCCUCACAGCCCCUCAGAGCACAGUCGCCCUUGCCACCAGCACAUUCCGUCACCACCCCGUCCGAUGCAAGCCUUCUGAUGCCGAAAAGCACCGUACGAACUGCCGCUGCUGAUGUCAAUGCCUCUCGCCUCCCACCCUCCGCGUCCCGCCCUGUCACAAGCCUCCUUGAAACGCCGUCACAGCCCCUCAGCAGCGCACAAUCAUCCAUACCAGCAGCAGCUGCCACCCGAUUGAAGAAGGGUUUUGAGACGUCUCAAAACCCUUCUUCAGUCAAUGACUCCCGCCUCCCGCCCUCCACGCCCCGCCCUGUCACAAGCCUUCUCGAAACGCCGUCACAGCCCCUCAGCGCACAAUCAUCCAUACCAGCAGCAGCUGCCACCCCAUCCAAUGCGACUCUUGAAAUUCCUCGAAGCACAGCUUCCCGCCCCAAACCUCCUGGGCUUUUCCCAGCACAGACAGAUUCCAGUGUUGGUGGUGGUAGAGAUGGCGGAAGGGGUGUCGUGCUUCCCAUAGCAGAAAGAAGGGAGGGAGGCGGAGUUAUCAGAACAAGGAAGAGAGGAGAGGUGGAGGAGGAAGAAGAGGAGGAGGAGGGAGGGGAUGAGGGUGUGUGGGAGGAAGGCGAGGAGAAGCGGCUGGAGAGAGCUGGAGUGAGAAAGGUGGUUGCAGGAAAUGGAGGAAGGGUUGCGGGACGGGCAGGGCUGGUGGUCAAGAAAAGGACGCCUGUUUUGCAGAUCCAGUUGCGGCCAGAGAAAAAAAAGCCAAGAACUCACGAGGGCAGGGCAGCUGAAAGCAAUGCUGCAGUGACAGACCAAGAUAUUGGGGUGUCAUUAACAGACCAGGAGGUUAUGGUGACACUGACGGGACGAGAUGCGAUGACAACGGGCGGACAAAAGGAGAGCGGUGCAGUGGCAGAGGCAAUUUUGGAGUUGGAUGGGGUGGAGGAGGGACGGCGGCAGGAUGGAGCUGGUUUCGAGGAGGGAAGGGGAAAAUACACGGACGGGCACAAGGAAAUCCGGAUAUAUGACGAGGGGGGAACCAAGGCGAAGGCAGAGGAAGGGGAUGUGGGGAAAAGGGAGAGGACAAAUGUGGGGGAGAAGGGGGGUGAUAGAGAGACGUGCAGUUUGGCAGAUGGUGUGGAUAAGGAGAGAGAGGUCAGGCGUGAGGAGGAUCUGAGAGAGGAGGGGAGUGAGGAGGAUUGGAGAGGGGAGGGGGAUGAGAACAGGGCCACUUUGGAGGAGUUGAGGAGGCAGCAGCUGACAGGGGAGCAGUUGCUGGAGUGUGCAGCGUAUAAGGUGGGAAACUGUUGUACAAUUGGUGCACUUACUGUAAAUAUGGACACACAAUGUGGGCUGAGGAGGCAGCAGCUGAGAGGAGAGCAGUUGCUGGAGUGUGCAGCGUAUAAGGUGAGAAACUGA
Messenger RNA from Closterium sp. NIES-65, 4671 nucleotides. NCBI's taxonomy places the organism in Eukaryota, Viridiplantae, Streptophyta, Zygnematophyceae, Desmidiales, Closteriaceae. The record is from the annotation of a GenBank genome assembly.